This is a messenger RNA of Gryllus bimaculatus (two-spotted cricket), 1326 nucleotides long. NCBI's taxonomy places the organism in Eukaryota, Metazoa, Arthropoda, Insecta, Orthoptera, Gryllidae. The record is from the annotation of a GenBank genome assembly.
AUGAUGGGAUCCGGAGAUGGAAGUGACAAUCUACAUCAUCGUUGGUCUCAUCUGAGGAAGAUUUUGGAGAGGCCGGGACCGUUUUGUCAUCCUGAUUUUGAAGCAUCCCCAGAGACACUUAAUUUUUUAAUGAACUCCUGCAAAAUUCUCGUUAUUGGUGCCGGUGGAUUAGGAUGUGAACUCCUGAAAGAUCUUGCCUACAUGGGAUUUAGGAAUAUUCAUGUCAUUGAUAUGGAUACAAUAGAACUUUCUAACCUGAACAGACAAUUUCUGUUUAGACACAAGGAUAUUGGGAAGUCGAAAGCAGAGGUUGCAGCAAAUUUCAUAAAUACAAGAAUUCAAGGAUGCCAUGUUGUCCCUCACUUUAGUAAAAUUCAAGAUUUUGAUGAAUCAUUUUACAGACAAUUCCACAUUGUUGUAUGUGGUCUAGAUUCGAUUGUCGCUCGUCGUUGGAUAAAUGGGAUGAUAAUAUCUCUUUUGAAUUAUGAAAAUGGAGUAUUGGACACAUGUUCAAUAAUACCAAUCAUUGAUGGAGGAACAGAAGGUUUCAAGGGGAAUGUACGUGUCAUCCUGCCAGGCAUGACUGCUUGUAUUGAUUGCACUUUGGAUCUUUUUCCUCCCCAAAUUACUUAUCCGCUUUGCACUAUUGCAAAUACUCCUCGCUUACCUGAGCAUUGCAUUGAGUAUGUAAAAGUUAUUCAAUGGCCUAAAGAAAAUCCCUGGAGUGUCCCCAUAGAUGGAGAUGACCCUCAACAUAUAAGCUGGAUUUACGAAAAAUCAUCCGAGAGAGCUGCUCAGUUCUCAAUUCCCGGGGUAACUUACCGCUUGGUACAAGGAGUAGUGAAGAAUAUAAUACCUGCAGUUGCUUCAACAAAUGCUGUUGUUGCAGCAGCAUGUGCUACUGAAGCUUUCAAGCUCGCUACAAGUUGUUGCCUGCCCCUUAAUAAUUAUAUGGUCUUCAAUGAUUUGGAAGGUGUGUACACAUAUGCUUAUGAGGCUGAAAGGAAGGAGGAUUGUUUAGCCUGCAGUCAAGUCCCUCAAAAAAUUGAAUUCAAAGCGGAUUGUAAAUUGGAAGAACUUAUUGCCCAUUUGUGCGAGAGUGCUCAGUUUCGAAUGCGCAGUCCAGGUAUCACUACACAGACCGGAGGUCAUUCUCGUACGUUAUAUAUGAGUACUGUUGCAAGUAUUGAACAACAAACUAGAGGAAAUCUUCGAAGAACUCUACAAGAAUUGGGACUGUCUGAUGGUGAUCAACUGCUUGUGGCAGAUCCUACAUCUCCUAAUACAGUAGUACUUCAACUGAAGUUACUAAAUAGUACUACAUAA